CCAUAUCUAUUGGCUACCAAAUCAUAUCACUGCGCAGGUUUUGUCGACAUUUGAUGUUUUGAGACCGCGCGCUUGACAUUCAAUUUAUUAUGCGUGGUACCGGCGUGGCGUGAGGUUCGGUGUUGAACGUAGCGAUCCUGUCCUGCUGCUUCCUGGGUCGCCUGGCGCCCUGUCCGAGCCACCGCGUUGACGCCAUGAACGGCGCGCAUGCGCACUCGGAGGUGGUGGCGAUCCUGGACGCGGGCGCCCAGUACGGCAAGGUGAUCGACCGGCGCGUGCGCGAACAACGCGUGGAAACGGAGAUUCUACCGCUCGACACGCCCGCAUUCACGCUGAAGGAGCGCAAUUUCAAGGCCAUCAUCAUCUCGGGCGGACCAAGCUCGGUCAAUGCCGAGGACUCGCCGCAGUAUGACUCGGACAUAUUCCGGAUCAACAUCCCUGUGCUGGGCAUCUGCUACGGCUUCCACAUGAUGAACAAGGAGUUCGGCGGCGUCGUGCAGGCCAAGGAGGAGCGUGAGGACGGACAGUUCGACAUCGAGGUCGACAACCAGUGCGUCCUCUUCAAGGACCUGGAGAAGACGCAACAGGUGCUCCUAACGCACGGCGACUCUGUGAUUCGCGUGGCGGACAACUUCAAGGUGGUCGGCCGCUCCGGUAACUUGGUGGCCGCCAUCGCUAAUGACAAACUCCGGCUGUACGGUGUACAGUUCCACCCAGAGGUGGACCUGACGGAGCACGGCACAGCGAUGCUGCGUAACUUCCUGUACAACGUGGCCGGUGUGACGGGAUCGUUCACCCUGCGAUCGCGGGAGGUCGAGUGUCUGGAGAACAUCCGCACCGCCGUCGGCUCACAAAAAGUCCUGCUGCUGGUCAGCGGUGGUGUCGACUCCACCGUGUGUGCGGCGCUCCUGCACAAAGCGCUCAGCCAGGACCAGGUGAUAGCCGUCCACAUCGACAACGGGUUCAUGCGAAAACACGAGAGUCUGCAGGUGGAACAGAGUCUCCGCAAGAUCGGACUCAAACUCAGGGUGAUAAACGCGCGGCAUAAUUUCCUGAACGGCAGCACGACAAUCCCGGAGACGGGAGCCAACGGCGUGCUUCGGAAACGUGCCACCGGUCUGCUCUGUCGUACCACGCACCCCGAGCAGAAACGGAAAAUCAUUGGCGACACAUUCAUCAAGGUGGCCAAUGACGUCAUCAGCGAGCUGACGCUGCGUCCGGACGAGGUGCUGCUCGGCCAGGGUACGCUGCGACCCGACCUCAUAGAGUCGGCGUCCCAGCUGGCCUCUGGCGCGGCGCAGUGUAUAAAGACACACCAUAACGACACCGACCUCGUCCGGGAGCUGCGGCAGCAGGGCCGCGUCGUCGAGCCGCUCAAGGACUUCCACAAGGAUGAGGUCCGAGAGAUGGGCCACGACCUGGGUCUACCGCCGGAGCUGGUACAGCGUCACCCGUUCCCCGGACCCGGCCUGGCCAUCCGGGUCAUCUGCGCAGAGGAGCCCUACAUGAGCUCCGACUUUUCCGAGACGCAGGUGCUGCUGCGAAUCAUCGCCGACUACCACAGCUGCAAACAGCGGAGUCACGCCCUGUUGAACCGGAUAGACGGCGCGACAUCGGAGGAGGACCGCACCACCCUGCUGCGAAUCUCGUCCAGGCACCGGCUGGCCACCACACUGCUGCCCAUACAGACCGUCGGAGUUCAGGGUGACGGCCGGACAUACAGCUACUGCGCCGGCCUGAGCAGCGACGCCGAGCCCGACUGGCACGACCUGAUGCAGCUGGCGCGGCUCAUACCACGCAUCUGCCACAACAUCAACAGGGUAUGCUACAUCUUCGGCGGCAUGGUGAAGGCGCCGCUCACCUCCGUGACGCCCACGUUCCUGACUUCGGGCGUGCUCUCUCAGAUCCGAGAGGCGGACUAUGUGGCGCAUCAGGUGCUGUCGUCGUCGGGCUCCGCGUCGGUCAUCAGCCAGAUGCCGGUGGUGCUACUACCGCUGCACUUUGACCGUGACGCCACGUGCCACCAGCCGAGCUGCCAGCGCUCCGUGGUCAUCCGCACCUUCAUCACGCACGACUUUAUGACGGGCGUGCCGGCCACGCCCGGUAAACAGCUGCCACUCGAGACGCUGAAGCGGAUGGUGGCGGAAAUCCAGAACGUCAGUGGCAUCAGCCGGGUGUUGUACGACCUGACGGCCAAGCCGCCGGGUACUACAGAGUGGGAGUGAGCCGGCUGACCGGCGGACCCUCCUUCCCGUGUAUCGUGUCGUAUCGGGACGCGGCGCGCCUGCCGCCGCCGCUGUCAGACUUCUAGUAUCUGCGGGUGGUUGUAUCGUGAACGUGGUGCGCGCACAGGACGAGGAAGUCAGUGGCGCUCGCCGACGGGUCAGCGCUCGGCGAGUGGAGGGACGACGGACGUCACUUGGCGACCGCGCAUGUGAAACUGUAACUUUGUUAAUGAUCCACUGUAUGGCGCUAUGCGGUCGUGGGCUGGCUGCUGAGACUCGGGCUCAUCAUAGGGGCGACUGAAAUACAUUCUGUAACACAUGG
This is a messenger RNA of Amphibalanus amphitrite, 2547 nucleotides long. It is a transcript of the gene bur, whose product is annotated as GMP synthase [glutamine-hydrolyzing]-like. Bases 195 to 2225 code for a protein of 676 amino acids. The record is from RefSeq and is a predicted model, not a curated record. Gene Ontology annotation, molecular function: ATP binding; GMP synthase (glutamine-hydrolyzing) activity; GMP synthase activity. NCBI's taxonomy places the organism in Eukaryota, Metazoa, Arthropoda, Thecostraca, Balanomorpha, Balanidae. Gene Ontology annotation, cellular component: cytosol. The transcript has 14 exons. Gene Ontology annotation, biological process: GMP biosynthetic process.